Messenger RNA from Durusdinium trenchii, 660 nucleotides. The record is from the annotation of a GenBank genome assembly. Lineage: Eukaryota; Dinophyceae; Suessiales; Symbiodiniaceae.
AUGGGCCUGCGCAAGAAGGAAGCAGAUGUGAAACAUCGUGUUCACGAACACUACUACAGUCAUGCAAAGGAGUCUGCCGACAUACAUAUCAUCGAGAAUGUCACAGAAUACCAAUUGCAAGACUAUGUUGAUCUUCACUUUGGGAAUGUGGGUUGGGAUUCUCGGAUUGUGAAGCUGGAUCCACGGUGCUUCGGCUAUGGAUGCGCUCGCCCAAGGAUUUAUGGGAUCAUUUGGAAUGUGGCCUACAUGGGCCAAUGGAACCCCGACUUUCCAUUCCUAGAGGUCUUAUCAGCUUUGCAGGAGGCCAAUCUGAAGGACUAUUGCACAGACUUCCCGAGGAAUGGCUGGAAAGUCUGCGACUUGAAUCAGAUGGUGCGGAACUCACGUGGGAGGACGGAGUGCAAAGAUGGCUCCCUCAUGACUUUGACAACGAAUAGUGGAAGUUUGUUCAGCAAGGCUUCACGACGAGUCAUGGAUCCGGUGGAGCUGUUCACUACGCACGCCUUGCCUCUGACAUCUGACCAGAGCGAAGCUGCUGGAGCACCCCCACUGGGCGUUGCUUCUGCCUCCAAAACUGCAUCUGUGAGGAUGGCUGGGAACGCUAUGUCCCUCCCUUGUGUGGGGGCCAUCAUCGUGGCAGCAAUCCUUGGACUCAGUUGA